This is a messenger RNA of Brassica rapa (field mustard), 8459 nucleotides long. RefSeq names its product F-box protein At5g07610. The record is from RefSeq and is a predicted model, not a curated record. Gene Ontology annotation, molecular function: protein binding. Lineage: Eukaryota; Viridiplantae; Streptophyta; Magnoliopsida; Brassicales; Brassicaceae.
GUAUCGGAGGAGAUCUAAACUGAAUCCGAUCCUAAACUCAAAUUUAACUCUGAUCCUAUCUGAAAGGAUUUUAUUGUCCGGUAGUUUGAGCAUUGGAUGUUACUCAAAUUUAACCCGAACCAAUUAUGCUAAAAGUACCUAAAAGUUUGAAAAAUCUUAGUUAUAAUAUAAAUAAUAUUGGAAGAUUCUAUUUAGGUUGGGUAUGUUACAAAUCUCCUUACACCCCAAUUAAUGGUAACAAAUUAUUUUACUUAUAAUUUGUAUCUUUAUAAUUUUGUUAUACUAGGACCGCACCACAGUUAUUUUGCAUGUUGCCAUUUGGAUCUUUAGUAUCCGAAACAAAUAUUUCAAAUAUAAAUAAAUAAAUAAUUUAAUAAAAAUUAAUUUAAAUAUAAAAUAUCAUUUUUAUUUUUAGUAUCCUGUCAUAUAUUACUUUUUCAACAUCUACCUAUGUUAUUGACCACAUUUAUGAAUAUUUUAAAAUCAGUCUAAUAUAUACAUUUGAUUAAUUAUUUAAUAUGUACCCUUUCUAUUUCAGAUUACUUGUCAUUGUAAGGUAAAAUAUUUGUUUCCAAAUAAAUAUCGUUUUAUAAUUUUAAUGUAAAAUUUAUUAGUUUUACAUUUUAAUCUAUUUUUCAAUUGAUUAAAAUAUGGUUAAGUUUAUUGAUAAUGAUUUUUUUUAUCUAGUAAAUAUACAAAAUUAAAUGUUUUUUCAAUUUGUAUAUCGAAAUCUAAAAGAACAAGUAAUCUGAAACAAAGAAAGUAUUAGUUUUUAAAUAAAUUUAAGUUUAAAUAAAUAUUUUGGAUAACCUGAUAAAAACCCAUCAGAUAUAAAUAAAAUAAAAUAUUUCGGAUAAAAAUAUCCGACCACAUCAUGAAAAAAAGCGCCAAGAUUCAAAAAGUUCUUUAAGUUUAAAUUAUCCGACUCGAAACCGAACUGCCUCGAGCUCACCUGUAUAAAAGGGGAUAAUAUCCCCGGAUUCGCAAAUCCCAAUUAGUUUUCGACACUUUCUAGGGAUCAAAAGCUAAAUAAAACACUCGUCGCCACUCUAAUCUGAGAAUCAGCAACACGAAUUGAUUAUUUUUCCUCUCUUAGCAAACACGUGUUUCUUCAGCAUCUCGAUUUUCACGGAAAAGAGAAAAACAAAAAUAGAUUCUUUUGCCGUCAUGAAGAAUUUGUUUCCGUUUUCGGACGCUCUUUCACUUCGUUCCACAUUAAUCUUUCGCCGUUAUCUCGUCAUUAAGAGGGAAGGAAAGCUUCGAUGAAGGAGGGUCACGGCUGGAAGAAGAUUAUGAGUUUGUUGAUUGUUGCUGAAGCAGAACACACCUCACAAGAGCCUUAGCAACAAGAAGCGAACAAAAAAAUGGUCGAGACGCGAGCUCAGCAUCGAAGGCGAGUGACAUCACAGACAUGGGGUAAGGUAGAAGGUGCCGAAGAUGUGUUUCAUGACAUCUUAUCUCGACUGUCAGUAAGGUCUAUCCGUUCAUUCAAAACGGUUAACAGAUACUGGCAUGCCUCAAUUAGCAACAAACAUUUUGCUACAAAACAGCUAGCUCAGUCGAGAAAGAAGCCCUCAUACAUAGCUUGUCCUAGAGCAGACAAGGCUAUGAAGUUGUACUUGUUGAAGCCAGGGAAGUUCAACUAUCGACACCAUGCUACAGUUGAUCCUCCGGGAAGAAGCGCUGAUCACAGCAUGCACAUGAUAGCAUCGUUCAAUGGAUUAGUAUGCUGCAUCAACCAACUCUGUGAUGAAAAUGAAGAUCAUCAGAUAUGGAUUUGCAAUCCCUCUACUGAAGAGACUCUGCUUCUUCCUCAAGGCAGACCAUCUGUUUGGACUGAACCAAGUAUUGGAGUUGCAUAUGGUCCUGACAUUAGCGACUACAAAAUUUUCCGCAUAUUCUGUGUGGGCAGGAGAAACGCUGGAAAAGGGGAUUAUCUCUACGAAUGUGAGGUGUAUUCAUCUAGCAGUGGUGCGUGGAGGGGCAUCGGCCCUGUGCUUCAUCUUCCAAUGUAUGUUUACUUCCGUCCACACAGAUCCGCUCAUGUCUUUGCAGGAGGGAAGAUCUACUGGCUGGUUUCUCUGAAAGAUCCUGCAGGUAUAAUGCUCUCUGUGGAUAUGGAGGAGAACUUCGAAGUUAUGAAGCUGCCUUACUAUUCAACAGACCUGCGUGACGAAGACAGGAUAACAGUUACGACGUAUCUGAUAAACCUGGGAGGAUCUCUGUCACUUGUAGUUCUACAUGUGGAUUACUUUGACGUAUGGGAGUGGACAGAAGCUAGUUGGGUACUUGUAAUCGAAGAUUAUUUGCCAUUCAUGAACUUUUGUGAUAUUGUAUUAUUCAUGACCUCGUCAGAGAAGGAGAUCCUGUUUGUGACUGAGUCGCACUUGUGGACUUAUCAUUUGGAUACUAGAAAGUGGAGAAAAAGGGGCAGGCCUCCUACUCGAUUUACGAAUCCUGCUAUCUUCCCCUUCACCGAAAGCCUUCUUCCAUGCAAUGGUGGGGUGAGGCUAGCAGGAAAGUGAAGAUGAGUAUUUAUUAUCUCUGGCUUGCUGGUGGUGAUGGACAAAGUCUUUGCGUGGUGGUGCUUGAUUUAUGUUGCAAGAGGCUGUGUGUUUCUCACUGGAUACUCUGUUUUUAUUUUUCUGUUCUAAAACUUUCCAUUUCGUUUAAGCUUUCUGGUUUGCAUCAUGUCCUAAUCUUUUGGUUUUGAACUUUGUGUGUUUUCCGUUUGUUGGUGUAAAAACUUAUUUGUGACAUUUGUUUUUGGUGUAAAGCCUUUAUGACUUUAUCAAUAGUAAUAAGCUUUGUCUUGUCUCGGAAGCAGAACACACUUCACAAGGUUAGUUUCUACUGUGUUCAUAUACAUUGAUUUGACAAUAAGGAAAGUAACAAAUAUGUAUCCGUUAACAUCAUCAUACACAUUGAUUAGUGUGCACUAGAAAGAAUUGUAUUCUGCUUGAGGACUACUUCUAUAUGCCUAAGAUAGAAUGAUUCUCAUCUGUUCUGCAUGGAUUUGGAAUGGGACUUGCUGCUCUAUAUGAAAUCAAAUGCGACUUUUUUCUCUUAAAUUUCUGAAAAACUAUCCUUUCUGAAUUUAAAUAAUUGAUUUUUUUUGGUGCAAAAUGGACCCAUUAAUUAGACAUCUAACUAGGCAACAAAUAAAAUUUUUUGAGCUUUUUCUCGCCAUUUUUUCUUAUUAAGAUGAGCAUUUUACCAGUCAUUGUUGCUAUUCCUAGAGUCUGCAUUUUCUGAAAUCUGUAUUUUGGAAAAUGGCAGAAUAUAUACAUCUCAUUUUCUCUGCAUGUAUAUAACAUGUAAGCAAGUUAUUAGGAACUCAUGGCCAAAAGGUGGAUAGAUAUGAAUGCCCAUUUGACACUCUAAUUUUUUUGUGGGAGGGUUCCAUUCUAAAUCAAUGCAUGUAUUAGAUUGUACUCUGUUAUACACUGUAUUCCAGUAAGUUGAAAUAUCAAAAUGUCCAUGAGAAUAAAAUUAUUCUUGCUUAAAUAAACUUGCAAUCAUUUUCCUCUAGUCAUAUCUUAAAACAAAAUUAUUUAGCAACUAAAUUAAAGCCGUUGACGGAACUAAUACUUUUGAACACUUUCAAUCAAUCCCUCUAGUCAAUAUCCGAAAAAAUAACAAGUUAACUAUAGUUUUCGACGGCUUUCAAGUAUAUAGCAACUCUAUUAUGGUAUUCAAUAUGUUUAUAUGUGUAUCUAAGAUCUUGUUGUGAAUGCAAACAAAGUCUCCUAUUAGAAGUUUAGACAAAUAAUGUUUAGUAUAUAAAACGAUGUCCACCAACGCUGAUUAAUACGAGAUUUUUGGGAAAGAGCCCAAUAACAAAGCUAUGCGGUCUUACCUCUUAAGCCCAAAGUGGACAAUAUCGUACUAAUGGGCUGAUAUGGGCUCGAGAAAACCCAACAGAUCUGAAUUUUGCAACAUGAUAAUUUGUUAGAUUUGUUUCCUUUGGUUAGGAUUAGGUAUGAUCAUUUAUAUGUGGUUCUGAUUCUUUAAAGAUAUGCAAAAAACGGCGAUGAAACAAUUAUUUUGAUUCCGGGGCGACGGAUUUUGCUUCUGCAACAAAUUCUUGAUUUUGCGUUGGUAGCCUUAGCAACAAGAAACAAACAAAAAAAAUGGUCGAGACGCGAGCUCAGCAUCGCAGGCGAGUGACAUCACUGACAUGGGAUGACGUAGAAUCUAAACAAGAUGUCUUUCGUGACAUCUUAUCUCGACUCUCAGUAAGGUCUAUCCGUUCAGUGAAAACGGUUAACAGAUACUGGCGUGACUCAGUUAGGGACAAACAUUUUGCUACGAUACAUCUCGAUCAAUCGAGAAAGAAGCCCUCAUACAUAGCUUGUCCUAGAGUAAACAACGCUAUGGAGCUGUAUUUGUUGAAGCCAGGGGAGUUUGACUUUCGACACCACGCUACAGUUGAUCCUCCGGGAAGAAACGCUGAGCACCACAUGCUCAUGAUAGCAUCGUUCAAUGGAUUAGUAUGCUGCAUCAACCAACUCUCUGAUGAAAAUGAAGAAGAUUACCAGAUAUGGAUCUGCAAUCCUUCUACUGAACAGACUCUGCUUCUUCCUCAGGGCCGACCAUCGUUUUGGACUAAACCAAGCAUCGGAGUUGCUUAUGGUCCUGACAUGAGCGAGUACAAAAUUUUCCGCAUAGUCUCUGAUGGUGAGAAUGGAGCAGGUUUGCACAUAGAGUGUGAGGUGUAUUCUUCUAGCACUGGUGCGUGGAGGAUCAUCGGCGCUGUGCCUCAUCUUCCAAUGUAUGUUUUUCUUAUCCCACACAGAUCCAGUCAUGUCUUUGUAGGAGGAAAAAUCUACUGGCUUGUUUCUUUGGAAGAUCCUGGUAUAAUCCUCUACGUGGAUAUGGAAGAGAGAUUUGGAGUUAUGGAGCUGCCUUACUAUUCACCAGACCUGCGUUACGAAGACAGGAUGACAGUUACGACGUAUCUGAUAAACCUGGGAGGAUCUCUGUCACUUGUAGUUCUACAUGUGGAUUACUUUGACAUAUGGGAGUGGAAAGAAGCUAGUUGGGUACUUGUAAUCGAAGAUUAUUUGCCAUUCAUGAACUUUUCUGAAACUGUAUUAUUCCUGACGUCAUCAGAGAAGGAGAUCCUGUGUGUGACUGAGUGGCAAUGGUGGACUUAUCAUGUGAAUACUAGAAAGUGGGAAGAAAGGGGCGGGCCUCCUACUCAAUUUACGAGUCCUGCUAUGUUCCCCUUCACCGAAAGCCUUCUUCCAUGCAAUGGUGGGGUGAGGCUAGAAGGAAGGUGAAGAAGAGUAUUUAUCAUUUCUGGCUUGCUGGUGGUGAUGGACAAAGUCUUUGCGUGGUGGUGCUUGAUUUAUCUUGCAGAGGCUGUGAACAUCUCACUGGAUAUUCUGUUUUUAUUUUUCCGUUCUAAAACUUCUCAUUUCGUUUAAGGUUUCUGGUUUGCAUCAUGUCCUAAACUUUUGGUUUUGUACUUUGUGUUUUAUCGUUUGUUUCGGUUUGUAAACCUUUAUCAACAGUAAUAAGCUGUGUUUCCGAACCAAGGUUUUCAUCCUACUAUAUAAAAGGAACUAAAUCCUAGCUUUUCUAGAAGUGCCACAUGGGCAAAAUAAUCUCCACCUAUCAAACUGCCAUGUCACUAACGGACUGGGCUUCGAAUUAAAAUUGCAAUAAAAGAUUUGGGUUUCGUUGUCGCUUACAAAAAUCUCGGUUUGUCUACGAUUUGCCGGUAGGCCAGAUAAAAAAAAAUCCCGCAGCCGAGCCCAUUAACCCAAAUCACCGUCUUCAUAAAACUAUUUCCUUCGGACAAUUACUUAUUUCAACUGUCAAACUAUUUUCUUUUGAAUUUUCUAUUUUUUCAGAUAAUUUAUUAUUUCUACUGUUUUCUUUAACAAUGUGUGAACCGGUUAAGUUUCCUUUCAUCUUAAAAUUGUCCGUCCAAGAUAACACAACCCCCUCAUUUCAUACACAGACACUAUAAAUUUCUAAAAAAAACCUAAAUUCUACUAUCAAACCCACCCAACAAAUUUACAACUACCAGUUCCAAUUACUCAUGCUUCGACCUCAUUCAAAUAAUUAUGGGCCAGCCUACAUAACCAUGUCAAUAAUUUAAAAAAAAAACAAACAAACCAUAACUAUGUUCACUUCAAAAAAAUAUGAAAUUAAUAAAAGAUGGGGAAUACAAAAUAAUUCUCAUUCUUAUCUAUGCAGAACAUACAGCAGAAGAUCAAAACAAUUGGGGCGACACCCUCGGACCGCAUCCAAUAAUCGUUAGGAUCAUUAGGAUGUGGCCCAUCACAAAUCACAAAAAUAAAAAUACUUUUCUAGGAACAACUUUCAUUUGUCUUGACAUCCAGAUUUGUCUUAAAAAUACUUACUUUUAAUUAUUCCAACUACAUUUCAAAUGAUGGCUUUUAACCACUAAACAAGAACAAAUAAUGGAAGAGAGGGUGUCUAUUUCUACGUCUAACACAAUCUACCAACGCUUCGAAGAAGGAAAAAUUUAUCACAUUAGAUAUUUUAAUCUUCUUUCCAAUAACCAACGGUACAGACUUACCGUUCAACCAUACAUAAUCAAUAUCAAUGAGACAACAAUUAUUACACUGAUUCAAGAAAACAUUCCACCGAUCCCUUCAUACAUAUUCCGGCCCCAACGCUACCACCAGUUGAUCAUGUUAGCAAAUGCAACCAACUUCCUCCCAGGUUAAAAAAAAACAAUAACUCUCUCACAUACAAAUAAAUACUAAAUUUUUGUCCCUAAAACCAAAUUAUUCAUAAAGAUGUUGUUGGCCGCAUAUACCUCAUCCAAGGAAGUGAUUUAUAUAACCACUACACAGAUUCAAAAAUCAUCAUUGGAUUGCGUUUAGACAUGUACUAACUUUUUAUUAAAUAACAAUUGGUUUACAACUAAACAAAAUAUAAUACAAUAAUUAUUUGUAGAUCGAAAUUGGUACGUCUAACUUUAUGGGACAAGAAGGAGUCUAAUUUCAGAGAGUUAAAUCACAUAUAUACUAGAAAAAAACAAAUCGUAAUCAUCACAAGUAUCAUUCCACGGUUACAUGAACGUAAUAAACUAAACAUAAAGUUUAUGUCAAAAUAAAUGCUUACAAAUAUUUGACUUUUUCAGGAAAACUAUCACUCACAACCACACCUGGAUCGUGCUUCUAUUUUGACAACGAUAUUGGUAUCAUACAACGCUUCCAAAAGAGGAAUAAACUUCUAUCCUAAGCCUCAUAGCAAACGACACCAGCCAACUUUAAAAAAAAUUACGUUACCGCUUCCUACGUCAAUUAAAUAGGCACACUCAAAUACUAUUUUCUCUUACGAAUAUUGAAUUCCUCAAAAAAAUUUAUUAUUCAAAUUUACUGUUGUUUUAAAAAAAAUGAUCACCGCUUCCAACGUCUUCGCAUUAUAAAAUAAACAAAACAUAACUUACCCUUUCAGAAACUUUAAAACUUUCAAUUUUAAUUGAACUGGACUUUUAUUAAACAUGUAAUCCGCGCGAAGCGCGGAUACCGACUCUAGUUUAUAUAAAAAGGGAAGCGUUAGUGAUUUGUCCAGGGCCCGGCUUACACAGGAAAACUUUUGCGACCGUCCCAAGUCCAUUCUUCUAUUUUUAAUAGGUAAACAAUUUAUUUAAAUAAAUACUUAUCAUAGUUUGACAAAAAUAUUUAUCAGAAACAUUUUUAAGAAUAUAAGAAAGAGUGUCUCUCUACAAACACAUCCAGUAACUAUCUGGAACAAAGGAGCUUAUCAUGCCGGUUCCUGCUUUCAUUGUAAUCAAUUGAGGCACUUAGAAUCGUUUGGCUAUGCAAGAGUUUAUUAUGAUUCUCUGCCGGCAGGAGGAACCUCUUCUUUGCGGCCUUUCAGAUGGGAAGUGAAGGUCUUUCAAAAUUUUCAUUGACAGCAUGGAAACUAAAUAUGGGUUGGUCAGCCAUGACAUAAAUAAGUUACUACAAUCUCAUCAAUCAUGUCUAGAAGAAAAAAAACUACUAGUAAAAAACCUGAUUUUUUGGUAGAAAAUUUUAUAAUUGAAGAUUUUUAACCUUUUCCCAUGAUAUAAAUAUUUUUCAACAUUUCAGAAAAAUAUUUUGAAGUUUAGGAAAAAAAUCAAAUGGAUAAUGGUAAAUAUCUUUUCAGUGUAGUACUUAACACUAACAAAAAAAAUAUUUUUUGAAAUCAAAAAUGCAAAAAUCAUCCACAUGAACAAAUAUGGAGGACAGCCGACCUAACUCAUAAUUUUUCAUAACUACAAUUUCCAUCACUCUCUGAUCAUGAGAUACCCCAAGACUAUCUGCUAAAUCUAUGACAAUUUCUCAAUGUGUCUUGAAAGUUGAAACAAUAAAUAAAAUCCUUACUUUACACUACAAAUUUCACCGAAUCUUUCCUAACCAUUUUUUCAAAAAAAAAAGAAGUAUAUAUAUAUAUAUUUUUUUCCUAGGGAAUUUACCAAAACUAAC